CCCACGAUGCCACUUUGGAGAUGAUGAAAUCUCUUGGGGGGGGGGGGGGGGGAUAGAAUCCAGACCUGGAAUUUUCAGAACGGUUUAACGGACUUUCGCAUGCCGACUCUGGAUUCUCGCACGUUCCGACCAGAUGCAGAUGGACGGGCUGCUGGCGGUUCGCUUGCGUUCUUCGGCCAAAGGACGAAAGGUUCACGGGGGAAGGAAGACUCCCUUGAGCAAAAUGCAGAAGGUUUUCCUGCCUUCCCCUCUACUCCUCAUCAUCCUCUCCACCCUGCAGGGUAAAAACCUGAUUAAUGAUCCUUAUAAACCUGAAUGUGUCCGCCGGAAAAUGUUGUGCCACCCGAAAGCGAUUUGUCAACGGGAUGUUCUCUCUUCGGAGUUUUAUUGCCGUUGCUUGCCAGGCUACGACGGAGACGGGAUCAAUCUUUGCCAAGCCCCCGCUUUCCACAUCACCGUUUCUGACGCUUCCGUUUGCGAUGAGAUGGGCGAGCAGGUGUGCCUCCUCCACCUGAAAGAGCCACGCGUCACUUUCCACGUCUCCGUCUCGUCUUCCGCCCACCGACGCUCGCCCAGCGUGAUCUGGUACAAGUUUUACAACGGACAGAGUCCGCAGUACCACAGCUACCGACAGCGGUUGGGAUCCAUGGGGAACAGGACUCUGAGGAUAACGGUGCACAACCGUAGCCAUAUCCUGACCCUCCUCUCGAUCCAGGAUGACGAUUUUUACCCCAAUCUUUUCUGGGCAGAAGUGAAGCUCUGCGCCCUGACCCCCAAAACUCUGGGAAUUGAAGCUUACGACUUAACCCGCUUUCAAAUGUUAAACCCUUCUGGACUGAGGUUCUAUUUCGCCCUGGAGGGAGAAUCGAUCGAGGUUGGACCCUUCCUGGAAGGAGAUACAGUGGCCCUCCGCUUACCUGAGUACCUUCACCUCUCGCCUUCCAGCUUCGUUCAGUGGAUCAAGGAACCACGCCCGCUGACCUUGAGGGACAACCAAGCUGUGGUCAUUGCCGACGACGUGGAAGAGAUGGAGAUCAGCGGUUUAACGGAGUCCAGUUUUGGUUACGUCCGAGCCCUGGUUUACGAUUUCCAUUCGGAGGUUCCUGGACGUGUUUUGGUAGCGGAAAGACUCUUCUUGAUAAAGAAAGACGUCAGCAAAACCUGCAAGGGAAGUGGAGAAGGAAGGCGUUGCCGUUGCAACCCAGGGUUCGAAGGAAGGGGUGUGCAUUGUGUCG
This is a messenger RNA of Notechis scutatus (mainland tiger snake), 1235 nucleotides long. Lineage: Eukaryota; Metazoa; Chordata; Lepidosauria; Squamata; Elapidae. The record is from RefSeq and is a predicted model, not a curated record.